Mesitornis unicolor (brown roatelo) is the source of this 1764-nucleotide messenger RNA. RefSeq names its product mitochondrial tRNA translation optimization 1 (gene MTO1). Gene Ontology annotation, biological process: tRNA wobble uridine modification; tRNA methylation. Lineage: Eukaryota; Metazoa; Chordata; Aves; Mesitornithiformes; Mesitornithidae. The record is from RefSeq and is a predicted model, not a curated record. Gene Ontology annotation, cellular component: cytosol. The annotation marks the transcript as partial. Gene Ontology annotation, molecular function: flavin adenine dinucleotide binding. The transcript is spliced from 11 exons.
GCACAGAUCGACCGCGGCCUCUACAAGGAGAACAUGCAGAGAGAAAUCCUUAACACACCACUGUUGACAGUUCGUGAGGCGUCUGUGGAGGAUCUUCUCUUGGCAGAGCCAGAACCAGACCAUCCUGGGAAAAGCCGAGUCGCGGGAGUCAUUCUGGGGGACGGGAGCACAGUCCGUGCUGGGAGUGUUAUCCUGACCACUGGAACGUUUCUGAGGGGGAUGAUCCUCAUCGGACUAGAGAUGCACCCAGCGGGGCGGCUGGGGGACCAGCCAGCCAUCGGGCUGGCGCAGACGCUGGAGAAGUUGGGCUUUGCUGUGGGCAGGCUGAAGACAGGGACGCCGCCGCGGCUCGCCAAAGACACGAUUGACUUCAGGGGUCUGGAGGAGCGCGCGGCGGACAACCCACCGGUGCCGUUCAGCUUCCUCAGCGAGGCCGUGUGGAUCAAGCCAGAGGAUCAGCUGUCGUGUUACCUGACUCGCACUACCCUGAAAGCCCAGCAGAUUAUCUACGAUAACCUCCACCUGAACAACCACGUAAAGGAGACGACAAGGGGCCCGCGGUACUGCCCCUCUCUGGAAGCGAAGGUUCUGCGCUUCCCAAACCGGGAACAUCAGGUGUGGCUGGAGCCCGAAGGCCUGGAGUCCAAUGUCAUUUACCCCCAGGGCAUGUCGAUGACACUGCCACCUGAGCUCCAGGAGCAGGUGGUCAGAUCCAUCCCCGGCUUGGAAAACGCCAAAAUGCUACAGCCAGGCUACGGGGUGCAAUAUGACUUUUUAGAUCCCCGCCAGCUGACUCCUUCUCUCGAGUCUCGUCUUGUUCAGCGCCUCUUCUUUGCAGGCCAAGUAAACGGCACUACAGGCUAUGAAGAAGCUGCAGCUCAGGGUGUGAUCGCUGGGAUCAACGCCUCCCUGCGGGUUCAAGGCAAGCCCCCGUUCGUUGUCAGUCGCACUGAAGGCUACAUCGGUGUCCUGAUCGACGACCUUACCACGCUGGGCACCAGCGAGCCCUACCGCAUGUUCACCAGCCGCGUGGAGUUCCGCCUGUCCCUCCGGCCCGACAACGCCGAUGCCAGGCUCACCCUCAGAGGUUUUGAGGAAGCCGGGUGCGUGUCACGGCAGCGAUACGAACAAGCAGUUAAGAUGAGAGCUGCUUUGGAGGAUGGAAUUGCAACGCUCAAAUCCCUUCAGUUCAGCAUAUCCAAGUGGUCCCAGUUAAUGCCAGAAGUUCCCAUCAGUAGUGGUCGAAGGUCGCCUGUCAGUGCCUUCGACAUCCUUCAGUACCAGGAGGCCAGCAUGGAGGCCUUGGCAAGGGCUGUCCCAGAGCCCCUGGGAAAGCUCGCUCAGUGGCAAGAACUGGCAGAGAGAUUGAAAAUAGAAGCUGCCUAUGAGUGGUGCGUAGCCAACCAGCGGCAGGAGAUUGAGGAGGUGCGUCGCGACGAAGCCCUGCGCCUGCCGGACGACCUGGAUUACUUUGCCAUCGAUGCGUCGCUCUCGGCAGAGGUGCGGGAGAAGCUGGACUCCAGCCGUCCCCAGACGAUCGGUGCCCUCAGCCGCAUCCCUGGGAUCACACCGGCCGCUAUCGUCAACCUGCUGAGGUUUGUCAAGACCAAUCACCAGCACACAGAGAAGCUGAAAGCGAUGGCUCGGGUGGGCAAGUAUUCACUGGGAAAGAUGGACUCGGAGAAAGCGACUUCCCACGCAGGGGUUUCAGCAGAGCUUUCUGCAGAGGAGCCGGGGAGCACCUGCCUUAAAACAUCUCUGUAG